Molecule: messenger RNA, 1557 nt
Organism: Penicillium samsonianum
Lineage: Eukaryota; Fungi; Ascomycota; Eurotiomycetes; Eurotiales; Aspergillaceae
Exons: 5
Coding region: 1-1557 (518 amino acids)
Biological process (GO): transmembrane transport
Cellular component (GO): membrane
Molecular function (GO): transmembrane transporter activity
Source: RefSeq, a predicted model, not a curated record
AUGUCCUCAUCAAAACCAUCCAGUGUGAGAGAGGUAGAGGAUUCCUUCCCCGAUAAAAGUUUGGAGGCAACUCCCAGUCUCGAGCAAGCAUAUAUUGAAGCCGGGUUGAGCAUCGAGGACGCGGAUUUCCUUGCCAACUUCUCAGAUGAAAGGAGGAAAAGAUGUGUUCGAAAGGUUGAUUGGCGUCUUUGCUCCGUUUUGAUGGUUCUUUAUCUUUGUUCCUACAUUGACCGAGCAAAUAUUGGAAAUGCCAAAAUUGAAGGCCUACUACCGGAUUUGAAUAUGUCUGGCACCCAGUAUAACAUUGCUCUAGCAAUCUUCUUUAUCCCUUAUGUAUUGUGCGAGGUUCCUAGCAACAUUCUACUUGGAAAAUUCAAGAAGCCAUCGGUUUAUUUGGGGAUCUUGACAUUUGCCUGGGGCACCGUUAUCACGCUUACGGGGCUCGUCCAAAACUUUUCCGCCCUUUGUGCAAUGCGUUUCCUCCUAGGUGUUUUUGAAGCUGGAUUCUUCCCGGGAGCUAUCUGGCUGAUUUCUCGAUGGUAUUUACAGCAUGAAACCCAAACCAGAAUAGCACUUUUCUAUACUGCAAGCUCAUUAUCUGGUGCAUUCUCUGGGCUCCUCGCAUUUGGUCUCACCAAGAUGGAUGGCAUUGGUGGCUAUGCUGGAUGGAGAUGGAUCUUCAUUAUUGAAGGAGCGGCAUCUGUGCUCCUGGCAUUUCUCUGUUACUUCUGUCUCGUUGACUCGCCCGAGCUCUCCACCAGGUGGCUAGAACCUGAAGAGAUUCGGUAUUUGUUACUGCGGAAACAAGCCGAGAGAGGACGUGUUGUGGUCGAUGAAAAUCCGGGCAAAUUUGACUGGAAAGCCUUGUUCAGUGUUUUUAAGGAUUCACACCUAUAUCUGCAAGUUCUCAAUAUCUGGUCCAACACGGUUCCCAACUAUGGCCUGAAGUUUUCGCUUCCACAAAUUAUCACGAACAUGGGAUAUACCUCUGCGAAUGCUCAGCUGCUCUCGGUGCCGCCGUAUGUCGCUGGUGCGAUAUCCGCCUAUCUAUUUGCACUCCUUGCGGACAAAAUGAGAUGGCGUAUGCCGGUCAUUGUUACCGGUCAACUCUUGGUGAUCAUUGCAUUUGCGGUCCUCUUUUCACUAGCCGAAGAUAUCAAGAACAACAUUGCGGCUUGCUAUUUCUCAGUUGUUCUCGCUUGCAUUGGCCUAUACCCAAUCCCACCCGGAACGACGGCGUGGACAUCCAACAAUCUUGCCGGGCCAACGAAGCAAGGCAUGGGCAUCGCGUUCAUGAUGAGUCUUGGCAAUACAGGCGGCCUGGUGGGUUCCUUCAUCUACAUUGAGCGUGAAGCCCCCAUGUACCCCACCGGGUUUGGAAGCUCAUUUGCGUUUGCCGCGGCAGGCGUGGCGGCAAGUAUCAUCCUGGAAGUCAAGCUUUGGUAUACCAAUAAACGGAACGCGGAGAUGUCCAGAGAGGAGAUUUACGAGAAAUAUAGCGACGAAGAGCUACAGCGGAUGGGUGAUCGGUCGCCGCUGUUCAAGUAUACACUUUGA